CACAGUUGGUGUACGCCAAGAGGUGGACGCCUACUACAGAGCUACUUUGUAUCGGACUGUGUUCAAGAAGGCUCCCGUAGGUUUCCGAUAAGUGACCUUCCUCUGCAUUAUCCCGAAUUCCCCAUUACUGCGUAUUAUUGCGAUCUACAAGAUGCAUCUCAACAUGGCCACUAUUUCGCGGGCAAGCCUGCGAGCCACACAGUAUGGAGCCCGAAAUCUCUUUGGCGUUGGAAGGGCCACGGUUAUGCAGGCACGCACUCUGGCUACAGCUGCGGCCGCAACUGUCACGUCAGGCGAAACGGCCAUGAUUCGCAAGAUGGAGGAGAAACGCGCUGAAGCAAGACUUGGCGGGGGGCAAAAGAGGAUAGAUACCCAGCAUGCAAAGGGGAAACUAACGGCCCGGGAGCGAAUUGACCUCCUUUUGGAUAAUGGUUCCUUCCGCGAAUACGACACUUUUGUUGAGCAUCAGUGUGUGGACUUUGGGAUGGAGAAACAGAAGAUAACGGGAGAUGGUGUAGUGACGGGUCACGGCACAAUCAAUGGACGUCUGGUCUACGUCUUCAGCCAAGAUUUCACAGCGUUUGGAGGAAGUUUGUCAAAAAUGCAUGCCCAAAAAAUUUGCAAGAUCAUGGAUCAGGCUUUGAUGGUCGGCGCCCCUGUAAUUGGCUUGAACGACUCUGGCGGUGCUCGUAUUCAAGAAGGUGUCGACUCGCUCGGUGGUUAUGCGGACAUUUUCCAGCGCAAUGUGCUGGCGUCGGGUGUUGUCCCGCAGAUUUCGCUUAUCAUGGGUCCGUGCGCUGGAGGAGCCGUCUACUCCCCUGCCCUUACGGACUUCACUUUUAUGGUACGCGACACGUCUUACUUGUUCGUUACGGGCCCUGAAGUCGUCAAGGCCGUAACAAACGAAAACGUGACCCAAGAAGAGCUUGGUGGUGCCAAGCCGCACACCACAAAAUCUGGUGUCGCCCAUCUUGCCUUUGACAAUGAUAUUGAAGCUCUGUCGCGACUGAGAGAAUUCGUAGAUUUUCUACCUUUGUCUAAUCGUCAUGACGUCCCAGUCCGACCGACUGAGGACAACAUCAACCGCGCGGAUGCAGCUCUCGACACUAUCAUUCCUGUUGACUCGAGCAAGGCUUAUGAUAUGAAGGAUGUUAUUGGUCGAAUAGUGGAUGACGGAACCUUCUACGAGAUAAUGCCUGAUUUUGCGAAGAAUAUUGUGAUCGGAUUUGCCCGUAUGGGAGGGCAGACGGUGUCUAUCAUUGCGAACCAGCCUUUGGUAUCGUCUGGUGUAUUAGACAUCAAUGCCUCCGUGAAGGCCGCCCGUUGGGUUCGAUUCUGCGACGCUUUCAAUAUACCUCUGUUGACUUUCGUCGAUGUGCCCGGCUUUCUGCCAGGAACUGCCCAGGAGCACGGUGGCAUUAUCCGUAACGGGGCGAAACUUCUCUAUGCCUAUGCUGAGGCGACUGUUCCCAAGAUUACAAUUAUUACACGAAAAGCAUACGGUGGCGCCUACGAUGUCAUGAGUUCCAAGCAUUUAAGAGGGGAUUUGAACUACUCCUGGCCCAGUGGAGAGAUUGCUGUCAUGGGCGCGAAGGGCGCCGUUGAGAUUAUUUUCAGAAAUGUCAAAGAUAAGACACAAGCGGAGGCUGAAUACGUGGCCAAGUUUGCAAACCCGCUCCCCGCCGCCCAGCGCGGUUUUCUCGACGACGUUAUUCUUCCUUCUACGACUCGUCGCCGCAUUGUUGAGGACCUAAAGAUGUUGAAAACAAAGCAGAGGGAGAACCCCAAGAAGAAACACGGCAACAUUCCGUUGUAAAGAACUAGAGUGGCUCUUCCAUGACAUUGCUUUGUUUAACAUACUGUACAUUUUCCUGAGCAUACAAAAUGUUAGUUCCAAUUUUUCUUUGAUACGAUUCUUUUUCAAACGUGGCAUUGAUGUUCCAACUAUUGUAAAAUAAAAGGGUGGUAACCUAAAGAUAGUAGAAAUCCAGAAGCUAACAAUGCACAACUACCGUACCAAGAAAUACUCUAAGGAUCUACUGCAAAAACACAGGCUUAAAGUUCUACAAGAAUUACAGUCUUGCCUAAAAUAAUAAUUGUGCAAGUGAUAUACGGGCGGAUAGUAUCACCAAAUUUAUCACGCUCUGUGAUGAAUAACUAUAGAUUAUCGGCGUAAGCUCAUAACCC
Molecule: messenger RNA, 2187 nt
Organism: Spizellomyces punctatus DAOM BR117
Lineage: Eukaryota; Fungi; Chytridiomycota; Chytridiomycetes; Spizellomycetales; Spizellomycetaceae
Product: propionyl-CoA carboxylase beta chain, mitochondrial
Exons: 7
Coding region: 152-1816 (554 amino acids)
Cellular component (GO): mitochondrion
Molecular function (GO): propionyl-CoA carboxylase activity
Source: RefSeq, a predicted model, not a curated record